AUGCGACCUGAUACAGCUGAGAAACAAUCGAUCUUAUCCUUUCUUCCACAGCCAAAGCACGAACUUUUAGUCUUGAAUCAUUCAAAUUUUUAUACUGAGGAUGCAGUAGAAGAGAGAAAAGAAGAAAAGAAUCAGAGACAGGAUGUUCAAACAGAUCAACAGUCAAGUGUCGAGGAAGCAAGUGCAGCCUGGCAGCAGUAUUACCAGCAACAGCAGCAGUAUCAGAACAGUGGUGCUGCCAAUUUACAGGAAUAUUAUGUUGCACAGGGAGAAGAUGAUGUGGCCGGGGGCAGCUCUAAACGCAGAAGAACACGGGAACGAGACAUUGAGCGAGCACUUCAGGAUGGCCACUUUGAGACUGUCGCUGGACAGAUCACGGAUGUACAUGGUGUGAUGCCUCAUGCUUGGCAACCGCCAAGCAACACGUUGACAGGAGUGAAUGGAUCGAGCGAUCAGCAAGUGAAAGUAAAGGCCAGCUUUUGGAACGCUCAGGCCGGCACGAUGGUGUCAACAGUCAAGCCCAGCCGGCUGCAACGACAGAAACACCAGCUCAACCAACUUGCGUUUGAUGCAAAAGCGCGUGACUUUGAGCUGCUGGAAAAGCGAGGCACAUCAUUGAAAACGAAGAGAGAGACAUAUGCCAAGUACGGCUGGUAA
This is a messenger RNA of Peronospora belbahrii, 657 nucleotides long. The record is from the annotation of a GenBank genome assembly. NCBI's taxonomy places the organism in Eukaryota, Oomycota, Peronosporomycetes, Peronosporales, Peronosporaceae.